Molecule: messenger RNA, 1266 nt
Organism: Durusdinium trenchii
Lineage: Eukaryota; Dinophyceae; Suessiales; Symbiodiniaceae
Source: the annotation of a GenBank genome assembly
UGGGCAGCUGCAGCGUCGGACUCCGGCCAAUGGCAACGGCAGAUGAUUCGCCAGAGGAAAAACCAUCCCUGGAGCUGGACCGAGAAGAUGUCCAGCGUUUGAAGGAGAUCAUGCGUCCUGAUCCUGAUUGGAUUGCCUUCUCUUCCACUGAAGCGCGCUGGAUCAACUUCAAUGCGCAGAUGAGAGCAGUUUUUGGGCGAAGCCGAAGCUGCCGCUGUGAUGAAGAGAUGGUCAAUGCUUGGAUUGAUGACGCGAUGAGCGUGCUAUUCCACUGGAUCUCGAAACAGAUCAUUGUGACAGAAUCAAGGGCGGCUCUUUUCCGUUCACUGGGAAGAGGUUGGAUUUGGAUUCAGCUCUCCUCCUCAGGGGUUGGCAGGGAAGACAAAAGCAAGCUGCCCGAAGAGCAACGCACACGAUUCAAGUGGUGGUUUGAAAAUCUCAGCAGAGUUCUCAGGAAUCGGCAACACGACAUCCAGAAGCUGAAGUUGAAGGGUGACAUGCUGAAAAAAUACACCACCGGCUACAUGCCCAUGUCAGAGUUGGUUUUCCUCAUCUAUGGAAUCGCUCCCGCCAUGCCAAUCAUCGGCAUACAAAAGUGGUCACCUCACUACAAGGAAGUUGACCGCUGGGCAAAAGAUGACAUAGUGAAGAGAGCGGUGGAAAAGCCGUUGGCGUCUGAGGCGGAAAGGCAGGAAUAUGCAGCUCACGUGGAGCAACAGAAGACACGGAAACAGCGACAGAGAGAGCGGCAGAGGCUCAAGAAGCAGCAGCAAAACGAAUCACAGCAAGCCAGUUUGUCCAGACCUGCUCGGAUGGAGCAAUCCAACAUGGAAUUUGAAAGCUUGUUGGCAUCCCUUAAGAAGGAAGCUGGCUUGAUGCCUGGAGAGCACAGUGAGCCGGAACUGGCUGACCUUUCACUUCUUGAUGAGCACUUAGACGUCGACGACGGCGCAGCUGUCCACUGAUGCGCAAAAAGGUGAGCGCAUGCUGCUUUCCCCGUGCCACUUUGUGUAGCUUCUCGAUUGCCGAUAUUAACUUGCAUUGUUCAAUUAUGUCUCACAUUGCCAGCAGCGCUGACGUAAAGUGCCUAUGUUUAGUCUCAACUUCUCAACCUGUACCCCUUCAGCUUUAUCAGAAAGUUGUGCUCAGAUGGACUGAGCAUACCUCUCCUCAGACUGGGUUUAAGAGAGAGAAAGCAACGAUUGCAAAGGGCCCGAGCUGGGGACUGUGGUACUGCACUUUUUCUUGUUUCUCAUAUGCUUCUAC